AUUAAUUUUGUCACAGCUGUACUUGUCAAAUAAUACAUUCAUGUAAAUUUUGUAACGUCUCAUUUUACCUCACGGCUAGAAUAAACACACCUCGUUUUGAUCUUUCUCUCGACGACUGAAGAACCAUGGAUUGGACAUUCAGAUUUACCGUCCUCGUGGCGACUUGUGCCAUUCUUUGCUGUCGGAUGGCAUGUCAGGCUAGCACCCAUGACAAAACCAUGCCAUCUUCGGAAGUGGGUGUUGUGAGAUCCAGACGACAAGUAAAAAGUGGAAAACCUAAUGCUGCGUUACGUCACAUUACAUCAGGUCGUGGGAAAUUCCUCAUGCGCAUGCGUCGAAACGCAGCAAUUCAGCCAAAAAUUGUGCCAAUACCACAACAAAACGCGACCACUCAUUCGACAAACCAGACAAAUGGUCUCGGUAUGUUCGUGCAACAAAUAUUCAAACGUGUAUCGUCUGCAAAUGCUGCCAGCAGUGGUGCUAUAAAUCCCGAUGACGUCAACUUGCAGCAAGUGGAUUCAGGUGACACUGCUCAGAAACCCAUCUCAGAACUCCUGAGAAAAUUCUACAAAAACGAUCAAGAAAAUCAAAGCAACGUUUUGGAAAAAAAGAUGACAACAGCUAUAGGUUCUGCUGAGUAUUUUACAAAAAGCACGACAAUGGUAACAUUUGCACCGCCAACGAGAGGUGAUGAUUUAUCUACUGACAAAAAAUACUAUGAACGUUAUCUCGAAAAACUUAAUGCGUAUUUCAAUUAAAAUACUUUUCUGAUUAUGGGGAACUUUAGCUUAAAUUUUGUUAAAUUAGCAUACCCAUUAAUGAUGAAGAAUGAUGAUGCUGGGGGAAGUCUUUCUUAGGUUUAUGUCAUGGUGUUGCAUUUCAUUCUUAGCAAAUAUCAUGGAGGAAAGAAAACUGCUUUCUUUCCUCCACUGGUCUCCAUUAAAUUGCUUAAAUUUGAGUGACAUUCUGGAAAGGGCCAUUCUGUGAUCUAAAAAUUUUAACAUAUAAUACCAAUCAAGAUAGCCAUUAACACUGUCAAAUUAUAUAUAAAUUAAUAGUGUUAACAGCUAUCUUGACUUGUAGUAUAUGCUAUUUAUUACCAGCCGUACCUAUUGUGCAAUGAGGUGCAUCUGAUGGUUACUUGAAUCUUUAACCUUUGUGGUCUGAUGGUUAUGACACUCGCCUGCAUUCGUUGAGAGCUAUGCUACACGAUAUACCAACAUGUCCUUUAUUCAAACACUGUAUUUACUUUUCUUUGAUGAUUUAUGUAUAAUUUAACAGUGU
Molecule: messenger RNA, 1284 nt
Organism: Anneissia japonica
Lineage: Eukaryota; Metazoa; Echinodermata; Crinoidea; Comatulida; Comatulidae
Exons: 2
Coding region: 126-758 (210 amino acids)
Source: RefSeq, a predicted model, not a curated record